UGUUUGUGAAUAAUACGUACUUUCCGGUAUACAUGUAUCAACUUCCGGGCUUUUAGUGUAGUUGUUAAGAAACAAUGGCGGCCAUCACAGAGGAAUGUGUUCCGGGUGCAGAAGAGGAGACAAGCGACAGUCUGGCGUCGGAGAAGAGAGAAGCGAGACUCCGGAAAUUUCGGGAGCUACAUUUCAAAAGGAAUGAGGCCAGGAAGCUUAACCACCAGGAGGUUGUGGAGGAGGACAAGAGGCUGAAGCUACCAGCCAACUGGGAGGCGAAGAAAGCACGGAUAGAAUGGGAGCUUGCAGAGGAUAAAAAGAAAAAGGAAUGUGCUGACAAGGGGGAGGACUACCACCGGGUGAAGCUGCUGGAGAUAGGUGCGGACGAUGCCGAGCGCUGGGAGAAGAAGAAGAAGAAGAAGAACCCUGACCCCGGUUUCUCAGGUUAUGCUGAGGCUCAGCUGCGGCAGUACCAGAGACUCACCAAGCAGAUCAAGCCCGACAUGGAGUCCUACGAGAGGCAGCGAGAGGAGUGCGGUAAGGACUUCCACCCCACAUCCAACACCCUGAUCCAUGGCACCCAUGUCCCUUCCUCAGAGGGCAUCGACCGCAUGGUGGAGGAUGUGGAAAAACAGAUCGAGAAGCGGGCCAAGUACAGCCGGCGCAGGGCGUACAACGACGACGCCGACAUCGACUACAUCAACGAGAGGAACGCCAAGUUCAACAAGAAGGCGGAGCGCUUCUACGGCAAAUACACCGCCGAGAUCAAGCAGAACCUGGAGAGAGGAACCGCCGUCUAAGCGUCUCCCUGAUGGACCCCUUAACCAAUGCCCUCCGCCUUUCAUACGGAGGCUUUUUACCAUCCGAUUGUUUGUUGAUGUUACCAGUACAGUGUACAUAGAAUCAACAUGCGUGAUAUACAAUACAAAAUUCUGUUUAGAAUAUUGUUUGGCCAUUUGAUGUUUCUUACUUUACAGGCUUAUGUCGUCAUUUUUUGUGCAAUGGAAAUUAUCCUUCCAGCAUUGAUUUGAGGCUUGACCACACCUGAUAUUUUCUCAGUCUGCGUUUCAUUUUGAAAUAAACAUUUACAAAAAAGGAAUGGUCUCUGGACGGAACUUCAUGCUCUGCGAUAGCCUCAUGUGAUCUCAAACCAUAUCGAAAGGUGGUUAUCGUUUUAAGCAUGAAUUAAAUGUACACGCCUCGAGGCCAUGAGCAACCUUUUCCAGAACAUCCUCUUAAGUGUACCCAGAUAAAGCGCAACGGCUAGGCACUUGAAUGUGUACAUUAUGACUGCAUGGCAGCCAUCAUGCCCCAAGCUGGAACAUCAGCACCAGGGGCUUGUGACCCGAAAAUAUGCCUUGCCUUGCUUUCCCGUUCCUUAACCCUUGGUCCCUCAAAUACGGUGUCGUAGCACCCUCUACUGGUCAGAAGGAAUUGGGCAGUUUCAGACGAAUAUGGUUAGUGGUGGGGAUUAUGGGCUUUUGGAAGUAUUUUGUGGAAAAGGUUUCCAUUCAACAUGGCCUGAUAAAUAUAUCGUCGGGAAAAAUGAUUCUGAAUAUGUGUGUGCGUUCGUUAUACCUGGCAUAUGGUAUGCCGGGAUACAUGCUUUUUUCCCUCCUGAUAUAAUGGGGCAUGGCUUCACAGGCCUUACAUACUCUUUGAAGUAGGAGUCAACAGUUGUUAUAAAGAUACGUUUCAGGAAGAAUGCUUAAUAUUCAUAUAUUAUCUAAAUUAUCUGAGGAUGAUGGCUAUACUUCUGCCUCGGCAUUAAUAAAAUAUUGUCUCCUAACAGAACUUAUUUUUUUAUUUUAUGGAAAACCGUUGUUUCACAUGAGCAGCUAUAGGAGGCCUCUCCCUGUGUUCCUUUGCCUGUAGGCUAACGUAUUAACGUCUUUAGUCUUUUGAAGUUCAUCAUCUUUGCAGAUCUGUCAACUGUCACGCAUUGAGCGUGAGGCUCAAGGGCAAUAUGUACAGAUAUAUAUAAUGAAAUAAAGAUCUAAUCAAAUUGUUUACUACAAAUUCUGGUUCAACAUGUCU
Gadus chalcogrammus (walleye pollock) is the source of this 2028-nucleotide messenger RNA. It is a transcript of the gene syf2, whose product is annotated as SYF2 pre-mRNA-splicing factor. Gene Ontology annotation, cellular component: post-mRNA release spliceosomal complex; Prp19 complex; catalytic step 2 spliceosome. The transcript has 7 exons. Lineage: Eukaryota; Metazoa; Chordata; Actinopteri; Gadiformes; Gadidae. The record is from RefSeq and is a predicted model, not a curated record. Bases 75 to 791 code for a protein of 238 amino acids.